AUGAGUUACGCGUCAUUCGACAAUGCCACGGGCGAAUCAAACGUUACCAAUGAAGCAGACUUUCAAAAAACGGCCCAAAUUAUUGUGGCCAGUAUCCAAAAGAUUCUUCAGAAUGUAUCCUCGAUGCAGCGUAUGGUUAAUCAAUUUGGAACGGCGCAAGAUUCUCCAGAGCUAAAACAACAGCUCCAUCAAAUUCGUUCGUACACACAACAGCUGAUAUCUGACACGACAAAUCAAUUGAAAGAUCUCGUCAACUGCAAAGAACGACAUUUGAAGAUUCAACGCGACCGGCUGGUGGACGAAUUUUCAGCUGCCCUCAACGCUUUCCAGGCCGUGCAGCGUAAAACGGUCGAUCUGGAGAAAAAUGCCGUCCGACAAGCGAGACAAGCAAGUGGUGCCGGACUGGCGCUUCACAAACCUCCCAGCUCUCACCAUUCGAGCAUGGGCUCGAGCUACAACAACACGGCAAACAGCGGUAGCUCAAUGUUUGAAGACAACUUCAUUACAGGUUCCCGCGGUCAAACACAGCAACAGCUACAAGAGGAAAUUGAUCUGCAGGCACUCGAGGAUCAAGAACAAACUAUUCGGGAACUGGAGGAAAAUAUUGUUAGUGUGAAUGAAAUAUACAAGAAGCUUGGUGCUCUAGUGUACGAACAGAGCCAUCAGGUGGAUUCGAUCGAGGCUUCGGUAGAGCAGACAAGCGUUUUUGUGUCAGAAGGCGUGCAACAGCUUAAACAAGCAAGUCAUUAUCAGAACAAAGCGCGCAAGAAGAAGUUCAUCCUUGCAUUGAUAGCUGCUGCAAUAUUAGCAAUCAUUAUUCUCAUUAUUCUGUUACACCGUUGAAAGCGACAAGUGCGCGAUGUUACAGUAUAUGAGAAACAUGUUUCGAAAGCAGGAACGGACGUUACACAAUCCAAAGUUGAAUCAUGUGCUAGGCGUUUGUGUUAAAUUAUUUAAUCAUUUUCUUUCCAAAACAUUGCUUAGCAAUUUGAGUAAUAACGAAAAUUGCACCCACAAUCACACACUUGAGCCGCAUGUGCUUCUAUUGUCCAAUUGGUGAAUGUUUGUGGUAAGAAUCCAUUCCAUUCAAGAGAAGAACCGUUUAAAAAGACUAAGAAUGAAUACUAAAUUAAAAGAAAUCACCUGUGCACAGUCCUAUGAAGCGUUGCAAACACUGCAAUAUUUGAAUGAUAAUUAUUAUACUCUGUUAGUUUGAAUCAAGCAUGUAGAAAUGUGUUGAAACUUAUCAAAAUAUACGAAUAACCAACCCUCUGCUGCUGGCGGUGCCAGUGUUAAAUUAUUUAACUGCUUGCUUUGUAGCUAUUAUUUUACUUUUUAUUUCUGUAAUCUUGUAUUUUCAAAUUAGUUAUUAAAUUUACUUACACGUUCGCAACCUAUGAUUUUUAAAAGCCUUCGUCCACUUUCUUUGUGCUGUACGCUUAGC
Molecule: messenger RNA, 1444 nt
Organism: Anopheles nili
Lineage: Eukaryota; Metazoa; Arthropoda; Insecta; Diptera; Culicidae
Gene: Syx7
Product: syntaxin-7
Exons: 5
Coding region: 1-843 (280 amino acids)
Biological process (GO): vesicle-mediated transport; intracellular protein transport; vesicle fusion
Cellular component (GO): synaptic vesicle; endomembrane system; membrane
Molecular function (GO): SNARE binding; SNAP receptor activity
Source: RefSeq, a predicted model, not a curated record